This is a messenger RNA of Bemisia tabaci, 544 nucleotides long. Lineage: Eukaryota; Metazoa; Arthropoda; Insecta; Hemiptera; Aleyrodidae. The record is from RefSeq and is a predicted model, not a curated record.
UGGGUUUUCUCAAUAGUUGGCGCUGGCGUUUGUUCCUGCAGAAGAUGUUUCGCGAGUGUUCAAUAUGUUGAAGCCAACAUUACCACAGAGCAUGGAAGAAUUGGCAAAAUAUUUUGACAGAACUUACGUCAAUGGAUCAAGAGAGCUCGUUCGGCGCCGAUACAGGGUGCAACCUCCGAGGUACAGUCCAGUUCUGUGGAACCAUUAUCAAUCAGUUUUACAUGACGGGCCACGUACGAAUAACGCAACAGAAGGUUGGCAUAAUAGAUUCCAAAGUUUAGUAGGAAAAAACCAUCCAUCCAUUUAUUAUUUACUUCGGCAGUUCUUGAAAGAGCAGGUGGACACGGAGAAACAGAUAAUAGAAAUUCAAGCUGGACGGAAGGUGAGAAAACCAAGGGAGGCAAAGUACGAGCGACUUAACAUCAGGCUGAGAACGAUUGUCUCCCGUUAUGAAGAGCACAAAACAGAACGUACAGAGCUGGAUUACUUCAGAGCAAUAGGCCACAACAUUGCCUAAUCAUCGUGAGUCACCUAAAUUGCCUAA